AUGCUCGUCGAGCUCGUCGUGCGAAGGCGACCCUCACGGAAGCUCCGGGUGGCCGUGGUGCGGGUCGUGGUUUCAGUGUUCCGCAUAUUCUUCGCGCGGAGAUCGACCGCGCUUGCCCCGGACGCGAAGCCGACGCCAGCGGCCGCGGCGGUGGGAUCCGCGGCGGCCCCGUUGGCGCUGGGGCUUCGGUCGGCGACGGAGACCGCGCCGGCGCAAGAUGCGCGCGCGGGCGACGGCCUGGGCCAGGGCGCGGAGACGCGCCUGCCCCAGGGGGUCGCGGGCAGCCUGCCGGAGUUGUUCAACCCAGUCGGCCUCGGCGCGCGAGCAGGCGCCGGGCCCGAUGCAGGCGCAACUCGCAGCGCGACCUAUGAGACCAUGAUCUUCGUCAGGUGCGUCCACGCCAUCGACUAUUUCAUUCCACGUAAUCACUUCGCUUUCGAUUCUAGGCAGCUUGUCGGCGGGCGGUGCCUGCGGCGGGCCGCGCAGCCCCCGCGCCCCGCGCCCCUGUCCAUUCGAUUGGAUUUGAAGGAGUACGUUGCAGAGUUCUUGUUAAGUUUCAACAUGUUACUCCCGGUUCUGCUGCGGGGCCCUUUGUCGAGGUUCCUGCGCAUGAUGAGUUGCUCGACAGCCUCGAGGGCUUCCCUGGGCCUCGUCAGGGCCCUGAAGGUAGAUUCUAUAUGGCCACUGGCGAGGAACGGGAACGAGGGCUUCAACCCAUGGCUUGCGCCUACGCUUGCGCUGGAGAUUCCAGGCGCACCACUCCUCGACCAAAUCUUCGAUCCGUGCGACCUGCUCCUGGCUGUCAUCGGGAAUUGGUCAAGUUGGGGCAAGUCGGAGAUCGAUCUCGCACCGGGCAUCCUGACAUUGCGCAGCGACGCGCUGCUGACUGCGUUUGCAGCGGUGAGCGCGGUCGAGAAUGGUCGAAAGUUCCUCGGGUCGUGGCCUUGGAGCGCGGUGAGAAUUGUCGAACGCUCCUCGGGUUAUGGCCUGCCGGCCCAGAUGCCCCACCUCAGCGCGAUGACUGGAGUCGAAGGUGAUGCGGAGCACGCGGCCUUGGCCUUGGUCGUGUUCAGGCAGGCGCCCGGCGUUAAGCUCGGCGACAGGUUGUUCGUGCAGAGCGCCUCCGGCCAGAAGCGGUCCUGCACCGUCGUCGGCCUCAGCACCUGGGCCCAGGGACUCGGACCGGCUCGCGGAGCCGGUGCCCGAGCGGCCGCAGUGGAAGCCCGCUGGAGAGCACGGAGGUGCCAAGCGGCCUGGGCAGGGGCGCGAGCGGCCCGUGCAUCGGGGGAGCGCGGGGCCGGGCGUGGUCUCGCCAAGGCCGAGAGACGAGCGUGCCGGGACAGGUUCGAGGGCUUGGACAGGCCGAUGUUCCAUGAGCCAGGGAGCAUACGGACCAACGACGGCAAGAAG
Molecule: messenger RNA, 1410 nt
Organism: Prorocentrum cordatum
Lineage: Eukaryota; Dinophyceae; Prorocentrales; Prorocentraceae
Source: the annotation of a GenBank genome assembly